This is a messenger RNA of Capsella rubella, 574 nucleotides long. RefSeq names its product protein AE7-like 2. Gene Ontology annotation, biological process: iron-sulfur cluster assembly. The transcript is spliced from 5 exons. The record is from RefSeq and is a predicted model, not a curated record. NCBI's taxonomy places the organism in Eukaryota, Viridiplantae, Streptophyta, Magnoliopsida, Brassicales, Brassicaceae. Bases 1 to 480 code for a protein of 159 amino acids.
AUGGAAACUAGGCUAGUCAAUGAGAACCCAAUUGUUUACCCGAAGAGAGAGCGGCGUGUUCGUACUGAUCAGAUCAAUGACGAUACCAAUGAGUUUUCUGUUGAACCAAUUGACCGCCUCGAGAUUUUUGAUCGUAUAAGAGAUAUCAAAGAUCCAGAGCAUCGUGACCUUUCUUUAGAAGACCUCAACAUAGUUACAGAAGAAUCUGUUGAAGUUGAUGCUGACAAGAGUUACGUUAGAAUUACAAUCACUCCAACUCUUCCACAUUGUCACUUGCCACAAGUUAUUGGUCUUUGCAUCUACGCAGCACUUUUACAAAGCCUACCUGCUAGAUUCAAGGUCGAUGUGAGAAUAGCACCAGGGAGUCAUGCAAAUGAGGCUUCAGUUAAUAAACAACUAGGGGACAAAGAACGUGUGGCGGCAGGAUUAGAGAAUCCCAGCUUUGUGGCUCAAUUCGGUUCAGUGCAUGCAAGUGUGUGAUUUUCAUCCAUGACAUAUAUCUUCUAGGAUGAUUUUUACCUUUGUCGUUCGUCUUUCUAGUUUCUUGUGCUCUAUCUCUUAUAUGACAUUCGAU